Messenger RNA from Clunio marinus, 216 nucleotides. Lineage: Eukaryota; Metazoa; Arthropoda; Insecta; Diptera; Chironomidae. The record is from the annotation of a GenBank genome assembly.
AUGUUUGAUGUGAGUCACGCGUCGUCGGAUAUCCCAAGAUAUAUAGCAGAUGAUUUCGAUUUGAUAACAGUUUUCGUUUCAUCAUCAAGUCUCGGACGAGUUUCACCUUAUGAGAGACUCCACAUGAUUGCGUUAUCAAUCAUGUUGCAUUGGACAUUAUGGUUGAUAACAGUUAAACUGCUACAACCGCCCGUUAUGCGUCCACUUAAUGUCUAA